Messenger RNA from Penicillium cataractarum, 609 nucleotides. RefSeq lists its product as uncharacterized. Bases 1 to 609 code for a protein of 202 amino acids. NCBI's taxonomy places the organism in Eukaryota, Fungi, Ascomycota, Eurotiomycetes, Eurotiales, Aspergillaceae. The transcript has a single exon. The record is from RefSeq and is a predicted model, not a curated record.
AUGGGUUCCACCAUAUUGUUACAAACCCCUAUUGAAUAUGCAGUCACCGGUGGCUACUGGAACAGCGAAUAUCAAGUCAACUUGAACGGCAGUACCCUAUACCAUGUGGUAAAUGAAAGCCCCACGCCAGACAAACCAAAUAUCACCUUCUUCGCCGGAAGCAGCACGGAUGGUCCAAUCGUGGGGUCUGGCGUAUCCAUCCCCUUCUCAUCCGAUAUUCAAAUCACCCUGGGAGAUCCCGGCCUUCCCAAAACAGUGACCUCGACCAAGCUCAGCAAGAAAGGGUUUAUCUCGACGCGCUAUGUCUUUGAGUUGGAAAUUGAUUACCAGAUGCGGACCUUCGCUUGGAAGGACACUAGCCUCAACGAGAGUUUCGGGCCAGCUGGAAGCCAUAAACUAGUAGACGAAGCGAACGAGAUCGUGGCGGUAUUCUCGCCUGGUGGUGGCAGGGUGAAGAAGGAUGGGGCCUUGAAUGUCCAUGUUGAUUUGGGAGAGACCUUUAUUUUGAUGGCGCUUCUCACUGCUCUUGUUUUGCGAGAGAAAGUAAGGCGGUCGGCUGGAGGCCUCGCUGAUAAUUCCGGCAUGCCAUCUACCUACGUACCAGGCUAA